Molecule: messenger RNA, 874 nt
Organism: Venturia canescens
Lineage: Eukaryota; Metazoa; Arthropoda; Insecta; Hymenoptera; Ichneumonidae
Gene: AIMP3
Product: aaRS-interacting multifunctional protein 3
Exons: 4
Coding region: 326-844 (172 amino acids)
Biological process (GO): positive regulation of DNA damage response, signal transduction by p53 class mediator
Cellular component (GO): nucleus; aminoacyl-tRNA synthetase multienzyme complex; cytoplasm
Source: RefSeq, a predicted model, not a curated record
CCGGUGUAAUUUGAUGAAUAUGAACGUAGAACAUUCUUUUUCUUAAAAACUGGCAGUUUUCCAGUGAGUGACACGGAGGAGUGCCCGUGUUGUAUAUUUUCUUCAACUCGGCAACUUUUAACAGCUUAUAUAUUAUAAUUCUCCACCGCCCUGAGAAGGCGUCGCAACGUCAACGCGAAAGGCAGCGUCAACACAGCGUGUGUACCGCUUACCUUAUUCGUCCACCACCAUCGACCGGUUAAACGGUACUUAACCUAUCUUUUUGUCAUUUCCCGAACGAGAAACAUUCGUACUUUAUAGUUCUCCGUAAUAUUCUACCAAAAAAAUGGUUUUGUGUAGCGUUGAUUGUGUGGAAAAAAUUGCACAGUAUUUAGGGGUGCCUGGACGUAAGAUUUAUAUGUCUGAAAAUAACAUCGUCGCUUCGGACAACAUAGUUAAAAACCAAACCAUUGAGGGCUUUGGCACAAUUGUUCAGGCCCUGGUUAAAGAUUCUAAAAACCAAGAUGUCCUUGGAAAAAACAAGAUAGAGCAGGCUUUGACGAAACAAUGGCUCGAGUAUGCUGUUUUGUAUCUUAAUUACGGAGACAUUCCAACCAACGCCAAAAAAAUACUGAAGGAGCUCAAUGGGGUCCUUCAAAAAAAUACAUAUAUUUGUGGGACCAAUUUGACAAUUGCAGAUAUCGUAUUUUUUCAUACUCUACAUCCUACUAUGAAUAAUUUGACAUACCAAGAAAAAGCGCAAUACAUCAAUGUCUCAAGAUGGUUCGAUAAUGUUCAACAGAACGAGAAUCUCCGACAAAAAUUGAAUCUUAUUGAUUUUAAUUUAAUGUAUUUAUAUCUGUAAGAGUAAUAAAAAUGCUUGUUCAUUCAUAAA